This is a messenger RNA of Numida meleagris (helmeted guineafowl), 6414 nucleotides long. It is a transcript of the gene VCAM1, whose product is annotated as vascular cell adhesion molecule 1. The transcript is spliced from 9 exons. Bases 469 to 2061 code for a protein of 530 amino acids. Gene Ontology annotation, biological process: cell-cell adhesion. The record is from RefSeq and is a predicted model, not a curated record. Gene Ontology annotation, cellular component: membrane. NCBI's taxonomy places the organism in Eukaryota, Metazoa, Chordata, Aves, Galliformes, Numididae.
UUCCCGCCGCUCGCUGCCACGCGCCUUAGCUCCCCUCAGGCUCCGUGCCCCGCUGCCGAAACCCAGAGCUUCUCCCGACAGCUCCUCGCCUUUGCGAGUCCUCCGUCGCUCCUUCCUGGUUCUGCCCGCCUCCUCCUCGUCCCUCCGUUGCUUCGCGGCCGAGUGGCCCGGGGCUCCGACGGCUUCCCUAAGGCAGAGGGAAGGGCUGCAGGCUGAGGCGAGGCGAUGCUGAGGCCUCCCGUCCCCGCCGCCCCCGCGUCAGCGCGGCCCCCAGGACGCCAGCUGGACUCCAGCCAACGGCAGCGCCGUCAGAAAUCUGCGAUGUCGGCUCCAUGGGGAUAUACACGUACCCCCCUGACUGAGGAGCAAGGAUAUGGGAAAUAAGAAGUAACUGAUUUCCAUUUUCACAUGGUACAGAAUGUACAAGUGCUUUGGAGAGGAGCUGCUGGCAAGUAAUAACAAAGGUUGAUGCUGAGGAUGGAACAGGCAACAGUAAGGUUUGAAGCUUUUGAAAUGGAAAUUAUACCAGCUAGCAAAGCUGUUGCACAGAUUGGAGAAACACUGAUACUCACAUGCAACACUACCGGCUGUGCAUUACCAAAGUUUUCAUGGAGAGCCCAAAUGGACUACCCCCUUGGAGGAAAAGUGUACAAUAACAAGACAUACUCUACCUUGACUAUGAAUCCAGUUAGUGCUGAAAGUAGCAACACUUAUUUAUGUACUGUCCUCUGCAAUAAAGAGAAAAAAGAGAAGAAUGUCCAAGUUGAAAUUUACUCUUUUCCUAGUGAUCCUGUCAUUGAAACCAGCACAUCUUUAGUUGUUGGAGAAACUGCCACUGUCAUCUGUAAAAUUCAUGAUGUGUUUCCUUCUGAUCACCUGGAAAUACUCCUAAAGAAAGAGGAACAUAUUCUUCAUCGCAAAACUUUUUAUGGAGAUGUCAGCACAAAAACAGAAACCAAAACUGUGGCAUAUUCAUUUAACCUCACAACUGAAGACAAUGGUAAAGAGAUUACUUGUGUGGCCAGAUUACAAAUUGCUGAUAUGGACUUUGAGCCCAAAGAAAGAUUAACUUCUCUGAAACUGAAUGCAAACUUUGGUCCACAAAAUACUUUCAUUAACGCAUCUCCGGGAAACUCAUCAAUGGAAGGACACUCUCUAAAACUUACUUGCGUGACUGAGAGUAAUCCACCAGCGCAAGUAGUUUGGAGAAAGCAUCUGGCAAAUGAAACCAUUCAGCAUUUCAUAGAAAACAAUGUCCUUUCUAUUCCUCAUGCCCAUUUCACUGACUCAGGACAGUACAUCUGUGAAGUAAUUAAUCCUGUAACUAAUAAAACCGAGAAAGCAGCUGUGAACAUUGUUAUACAAGCUCCACCAAAAAAUACAACACUCACAGUUUUCCCCUCAAGUUCAGUGAAAGAAGGAGAAAGUGUUACCAUCUCUUGCACAGCUGCAGCUGUCCCAGCUGUUCAGAUUAUCCUAGAAAAGAAAAUAGGUGAUGUGACCACAACUCUUAAAACAGAAGAUGGCAAAUACACCAUAGACAAGGCUCAGCCAAAGGAUGCAGGAAAAUAUGAGUGCACAUUCACUAACAAAUUUGGAAGUCAUUCUCUGGACAUAGAACUUGAUGUCAAAGUUCCUCCUCAGAAUAUUACUGUGUUAGUUUAUCCAUCAGAAAAUGUUAAAGAAGGAGAAAAUGUCACUAUUACGUGUAGCACAUACAGUAACCCGCCAUCACAGAUGAUCCUGAAAAAAGUUAAUCAAGACAAAGAAAUUAUUCUCCCAGCAGUCAAUGGAACCUUUACACUCUACAAUGUCACUAAAAAUGAUACAGGCAGAUAUUUGCUUGAUGUUUUCAAUGAGGUUGGAAACAACAUCAAAGUGAUAGAGAUAGCUGUUGUGGGAAAAUUGGAAAAACCAAAUCAAAUUAUGCCCCUGAUUAUUGCAUUCUCCUGUGUAACAGCAAUAGCAAUACCUGUGGUUGCAAUUUUGAUCUACGUGUCAAGAAAAGCAAAGAUAAAUGGAUCCUACAGUCUCGUUAAAGCACUGAGGCUGAAAGUGUGAUUGUGUGAUUAUAAGUCUAAAUAGUUCAUAAUAAGCAAUGUUAUUUAUUGUUGUGACUCUUUAUACGCCUAUUCCAAAACAUAUGGUAACAAACAAGUGAUUUGAGAACACUACCAUAUGAUAGCAAAUGAAAUUUUUUUGUACUUUGAGAGGUAUUUCAGAAUUUAAAUUAAAGGAAAGGCUAGCAUCCUGUCUUAGGAGUAGGUAUAGCACUUCUGUGUUGAAGCAUGCUAAACCAAGAGUUCCUUGGAGAACUAGGUUUGUACAUAGUGUAUAAAUGUUACAAAUAUGUUUAACUGAAUAUCAGUUUGUAAAAUUGCACUCUCUGCAGCUGUACAUAGACAUGUUGUUAAUUCAAAAAUAUAAAUUAGCAUUAUUUGAACUUAUCAGUUAAUAAUAUUUUAUUUUAUAUUAUUCUACAGAUUGAAUGUUUUUAAUAUAAUCUUACUGCUUGUGGCAAUGUUUGGAAAAUGUUCUCUUAUUUUGCUGUAAACUGUGUACCUUCAAAGAAAUUACACAAUCACUGAAUUAUACACAUCUGAUUAUUUUAAAUUAAGUUAAGAUCUCAAGACUCAUUUGUGAAGCACUGUAUUUUAGUGAAUACAUUAUUAUAAAUAUUACUUAGGAAGGGGCUGGGAUUAUAAGAUCGUUUUAGGAGAGCUGAAGCAUUUUUGUAGGAAUUAGUCAUUCACAAAUCAGUGACAAAAUUCUGCUGUUUCAUAAUGAAACGGAUUAGACCUUUUAUUUAGAAUAUAAGCGGCCAAUAAGUAUGCUUUAGAGAUUUCCACUACAAAAUACUACCAAUGUGUUUCUUUUAAAUCCCCCUAGUGAUUCUUGCAUUCUGACAUAUUAUGUUAAAAUACCUGCUUUCACACUUUCAUACUCAGAAAUCACCUGCUCUGAUUUUGUUAGUUGAAAAUGUAGUUACUUUUUACCUGUGGACUUCCUCUGAUAUAUGUAAACUUAAAGAAAUUUGGCGUAGGUUAAUGUUACUAAAGAGAAAGCUUGUGUAGUUCUUAUGCACGUUCCUGUGGAAGGAGCGAUUGAAAGCUACUCUCCUUAGCGACAGCAGGUUCAAAAGUCAUGGAAAGCCCUCUCUGAAAGGCACAAGUAAAGCAGGCAGUUACCUAAGCAGGGAGAGACAGAAUCUAUAUGGCCUCAGCCAUGGUGGUGGUUGUUUCCUGAAGCAAUGCCCUUCCUAGGCUCCUCAUUGUGGAAAACCUUGCCUGACAAUCAGUGCCUGAGUGUUUUACCAUGGUUAGUGUCUCUUUUCACCACAUCCUCUUUCCAGUGCUGGGAAAAUGACUAAUAAAAUAGCAGGUCUUCUGUGCAGAGGCAAAGAUGGGAGGGAAUGAGAAGUGGAAUUUAAUGUUUUUCUCCACUACAUCCUUGCCAGCAGCGCUGCUUUGACUCAUGUGGUUAGUGAUGUUCACUGAAGGUAAGGCUUUAUGAGGUACAAAGCAAGAUUAAGCAAUCAGGCAUUGAGGUGUUGCAGUAUAUUCACCCAUAAGAGCCCUGAGCCACUGUGUUAAGUGCAAGAAGGUGGUCCUGGCUGCUCCAAACUUGCAUGAAAAUGCAAGAUCAGAAAUAUAUGUGAAAGGAAUUUUUUUGUAUUAUUUGCUAUUUACAAACAAUAGCAACUGCCCCCAAUAGCAAUGCAAAUGCAGAUGUCUUUUGAUAGCUAGCUGCAGGAUGAGGUGGGGAACAAAUCUCCGUCUUCUUCAUAACAUGUUCAGAAAUGUCUUGUGAGCAGUAAAUCAGUUCAUGCAGGAAUGCAGGGUCCCAUGCUUGUCUACUGUUGGAAUGGGAGCUUUGGAAAGUGGGGGUGUAAAAGAAGAAUAGGAGAAAAGUAUGGACUUGGCUUGGAGGAAUAUGAGAUUGAAGUAGGAGGGUGAAGAAAAGAUUGAAGACAGAGGAGGAGGAAAGCUUUGACAGACUCAUGACAUAAAUUUCUUGGAGGUGAUCCCAAGCAGGUUUAUUCAUAAUGUCAGGCAUAUCUCUGUGCUGACUUGUGAGAAAACCAUAAAAUAUAUUUUUUUCCCCUGCAUGAAACUUCAGUGCAUACACAUUUUGUCUACUGGAUAUAGUGCUUGUUGCUGGAGGACCUGGAAAAAAAAAAAGAAAAAUUAAAAUGCAUAGGAUGUUUCAGUUUGGAGAGAAUUCUGAAGAAAGAGGGGAUACGACUGAAGUUUUCUAAAUUGUGAAGGCAGCUGAUAGCAAACAACAAAUGGAAAACUGUUGUUUGCUAAAUCAUAUGAUGCCAGGACUGCAGGACCCCCAGACCGGUUUAAGAGAAAUAAUGGAAGGUAUUCUUAAUGCAGUAAAUAACUGGAAGCUGCUAUUGCAGGAGAUUGUGAUGAAAGACAGUAUCAAUUGGUUUAGAAGGGAAAUGGGGAAAAAAUAAAGAACUAAAGGAUCAAGAACAAAUACUAAAGGGAGUAAGCAAACAUUCCUCAGGCCAGUUUUGCAUGCUGACCUUAAACAGUGACUCACUGCUAGAAACAUACUGCCAAAGUGGAAUGAUUGGUCAGAUCCAGAAAGGCAUUUCUGCCUUUUGACUUUCUCUGAGUGGGCUUGAGUGAGUGAGGCCUGCUUUGGUAAGGGGUUUAUUAGCUCUUGUGCUAUUUUCCUGUCUUCUGUAAUCUCUUAGAAGGAAUAAUAAGAGGAGAGAUGAGUGGGAAAGAAAUAAGAAUCAUCUUCCAGCAUCACUUCUGCACUUCUGUAUUUUUUCCUGGAAAUUCCCCUCAGGUUCCCCAUAUAUUUGUGAUUUAGAUGCAGACCUUUAUGUGUACAUGACUUGUCUGCCCUCUCAGAGUCUCUAUAUUUAAUAGCCAAUUAAGUCAAUAGGGGUUGAUCUUUGAUUUAAGUAGGCCAGUUUCUUAUUCAUAAACAUGAACUGAAUAAGGAGAGCUUGCAGUGCUCCUUUGAGAAGAGGCUACUCUUGUGUGGGUAGCAAACUUCCUCUCCUUGAGAUUACUAAGAACCUUACCAGGGAAUUUCCUCCUCUACAGCCUGGUUUUCGGUAUUUCCCAGGGCAUUUCUUCAUUUGGGCAGCAGCUUGUUUUAUGGAGGUUGAAAGUUCAUGGUCAAGUAAUUUAUCUUUUUAUUGAAAAUCACAGAAGGAUUAUAAUUUCUCCUUGUGUUAUCUCUCAUCAAGCAAAAUGCAGAGCCUCUGCCCUGGCAAAAAGAUAAACAGCAGCUCCAGCCUAGCAAGUGCUUUCAGGAGGGGUCUCAUCUGCCUAGAGGUCUAGGUAAGAGCCCCUACCAUGGGGCUUGCCUUCUUGACUGACAAAAUGAUCUGCAGAGCAGAGGACUGUGAGAUACACUCAGGUUUUCCCUGCAAAAUUACUUCAUAGCUUGUAGAGUUGCAUAUUUUACCCUCUCAGCCUGUGCUCAAGCACACCAGUUGUCCAUGUGUUUAUCCCAGCAAUACUGUGGAGCAAUGCUAAAUGUUAAAGGUAAAAUGAGUCUAGAUUUUUAAAAGUAAUUACAAAAUCUGAUUCCCUAUAGCCAGUUUGAGACACGCUCCUCUUAAAAUGUAAAGUUCAAAUAGAAAAAGAUAACUUUUAAAACACUUUUAGGGAAUGCUUUCAAAUGAUUUUGUAGGUAUACUGAAGGAAAAGUUUAGUAUCUCCCAUGACAGAGGUACUAGUUCAAUUUGUCUUCCUUUUGUGCCUUCCUCCCCACAAGGCAAUAGUAUUUUGUAAUCAAACUCUCUCUUAUCUCUUUGAUAAAGUAAACAGAUUGAGCUGCUGUAAGCCUACCUUUCUUUACAAAGUUAUUUCUACAGCGCAUAAAUAAUCUUCAUGGUCUUUUCUAAAUCCACUCCAGUACUUCAACAUACUGUUUAACAUGUUAGCGAAAGAGUGGUUAUGAUCUUGAACACUCCUCCAUGUUUUAGAUUGUAAUAAUUUUUUCUUGUUCUUCCAUAUUUGUUAAGGGCUUACAGUGGUGGAGACUUUAUUAGUGCAUUAGUUUUAACUUUAUUAGUUUAUUAGUUUUAACUGUGAUGUAACUCUGUGACAUGGCUACCAGUUAAGCCACAAAGCCUUUUUGCUGUAGCUAGUCAAACUUAGUAGAUUAAACUAGCUUUUUACAUUCCCGUGUCCUUUAGUGCACAUGAAAAGAAAGCAAACCAUAGCACUAGAUAUGUUAGCACUACUUCUAACGUGCAGCUGAAAGGAAAACUUCAGGAAAUGGGCUUGAGGUAUACUGGCAUCGUAUCUUGACCUCCAGUGAAUGGGCUUAGCCUCCACAAAUAAUAGUUUUCUUGCUUCAAUAUCAGAAAUAAAAAUAAAACAGAAAUAAAACUGCCUACAUUUUUUAAACUGACAAUAAAUAUAGAAAAAUGAA